Xyrichtys novacula (pearly razorfish) is the source of this 7052-nucleotide messenger RNA. The record is from the annotation of a GenBank genome assembly. Lineage: Eukaryota; Metazoa; Chordata; Actinopteri; Labriformes; Labridae.
ACAGCUGCAACUUUAAGACUCCGCACGCCUCCCCUCCGUCAGCUCCAACAAUGGUCUUUUCCAGCUCCGCUUAUCGCAGCAGAAUUUGUAACGUGCCAUAAUUUCCUCACCGGUGUGUGUGCGCGAGCGUCUGUGUGUGUAUGUGUGUGUUUGUGUUGGCCCCGGAAAUCAGAUGUCUAUACCCGUCGUGGCUAAUUUGGCGAUUAUUCCCGCUCUUAGGCUCGUGGACAAUGUGCGCGGAAGAAGGGACCAGCCGCACCUUCCCGAUCGGAUCCUUGUCGCUUCUCUGCCCUGAAGAAGCCUCGUAGGAUUGUCCGCUUCAUGGUUGCCAUAGCUGGAGACUGCAGUUGUCAUUGAUCCGCUGCCAGCCACUCAUAGUGAAGGAAUAAAUUGUGAGUAUGCACACUGUUGCCGCCGGUUUUGCGUUGACCUACAUUGCCCUCCUUUCCUGCAUCCUCAAGGUGAUUUUCUGCCCUCCUCGCUUCCUCAACUCUGGACUUAUGGGCUUUACAUUUGGGUGAGGAGGUGCAGGGGGGGAUGGAUGCAUAGUGUAUGUGGGAUUUCGUGUGUGUGGUUGACAUUGUGGGUGCUCUGCAGGAGGAGAGAGGAGGAAAAAAAAAACCACACACACUGCUGGGGCUGUCACAGUGGAGAGACAGAGGAGAGAGUUAAAGGGGGGAGGAUGCAGACUGAGAGGCUGGCAUGAUGUAAUGCACUUGAGACAAUAGCCAAGGAUUCUCCCCAAUUAUCAUUUCAGAGGAUGAGGAGGAGGUGUACAGCCGCAGUCAGUCUAUGUGUGUGUGUGUGUGUAAGGUGUGUGUGUGGGGGUAAUAUCAGUAAAAAGAAGAGCUGUCAUAGCAGGAACAGCUGCCCCUCCUAUAAACAAUAUUAUUAGCGGCUAUUAUAGAGAUGGGGAGAGCAUGAAUCUCCCUUCAAACCCCAUCAAUCCAUAUCCCCACACACAUCCAGACACACUUUUCAUGAUGUACAUGAAUGAAUGAAUGAAAAGACUCGCUCACAUACAUGUGCCGGCUUCAUUCAAAGCUGGGGGGGUUAAUCGCUGCAGGAAAAGCCGGUGUCUAAGCUCUAAUCUUUGAAUUAAAACCAACGGCAUUCAAGAAAAAUGCAGUGGGUUUGAUUUUUCUGAAGUGAUGGCCUGAGUGCACCCCAUUUUAACGCCUCAUUCUUGGUUUGCUCCAUCAUUCAAAUACAGCCCGUUGCCUAAUAUGUCUGGUGUGGAGACCAAUUGCCUCACAGCACCAUGCAGUAGGGUGGCUACCUGUGGCAGCAGCUUUUAUGUGCAUACAUUAAAGAUUUAAGAACAUCUCUUAUUGGGUACACACUCUCCCUGUUUAGGCUCAAUGAAUGAAUGAGUUAAUGAAUGAAAAUACACUCAGAGAGGAUUUAUAUUUUGGUUUUGAAGGAAAGAUUGUUCUGAAUUGUGUCCCUCCUUAGCUGGUUUUAUUUGCUCAGUAAACUCAUGUAUCUUUAUGCAUUAUGAUUGCAUGAAUGCUUACGUUAGCUAAAUGGGUACUUGAUUUACACACAGCCAUCAGCUUAGCAGUGAGAGGUAUGUUUAACAUGUUGUUCCACAGCAGUAGAAAUGAACAUGCAGCCACAGGUGGAGAGAGGAGAGCAGGGAGAGGAGCAGAUGGACCAAGUGAGUUUGGAGAGUGACAGGCUAGCGAACGUUUUAAACACUUUCACAAAUGUUGAAGAGUUAAAUGACCCCAAGUUUCCACUGCGCCCAAAACGGCUUCAAUCCGGAGAUUUUCGCCGCCCACCAAUUUGAUACUGGGUCCGUUUUUGAGGCGAAUUUCGUGGUGGAUUGAAGACAAAAAGCAUCGGAUUCACGUGUAAUUGCGCAAUAACGAGUUGUCUCUAUAAAGACAGCCACAUAACCAUAAAAGCAGUAGAUUGUGUCCUUCCAGAGGAGGAAAUCCACUUCUUGACUUCUAGAAUCAGCAUCUCCUCAUCCAUGGUGUCGUUGGGGUGAAAAGCUGUUAUAAACCUUUCACUUGUUUGUCCCCGCCCAUUUGCAUGGUGUGAAAUAUGAUCGGCCAAAGAAGCCAGAUUUUUUAUUUUGCGUCUGUGCCUGACUUCCUUUCCAGCACGGGUUAAUCUGUGCUAAAUUUAUCCGGAAUGCUCCGGCGUCUUGAAAAAAUAGAACUCUUGUAAUCAGGGGUGGAGUCCAGCGACCUGCAGCGGAGCGGACAGAAGCUGGUGGAAAUUGACACAUUUACUUGAAUGGCUAUGAUAAUCUACAAUCAGUGGAUAUGGCCUUUUCGUAGCCGUUCCGUAUGCGGUGGAUAUCGGGGGUGAGGGUGGCUUCAGUCAAAUCAACAAGGAAUCGUAUUUCUUUAUGAUGAUCUCAAUAUUAACCAAAGUAAUGGUGGUUUUUGGUGUGAUCAAGCAUCUCUAUGUACAGUAAAAGUCACAACAGUCACCAUGUUAGAAAUGCUAACACUAUUUUAAGAUUUUCAUUUAGAAGUAGUGAUUUUCCCAUGAUGCACCUCAGCAUUAUGUUGAUUCAUGCUGCAAGAAGCAUCAGCAGGAGUUGACAGUUUUUCAACCCAAAUAUGGUUUCUACAAGAUUUUUUCUGGUUUAAUUUUAUCCCCAGUGCUGAUAUGCUCGGCUGUUGAGGUUGUCCCCGCAACCUUUUGCAAGAAGUAGCCUCAAAGCUUGGUGAUUUUGGGGUCUAAAAAUGGGGAUCUGAGUCCAUACUAGAACCAGGCAGCGAUCCCUUCCACUUACCUCACAAUACAAAUACUCCCCUGAUGUGCUCAGUAUGUCUGGUGCGCAGGACGGUUACUCUCAGGUGCCGCACAGCAGGGGGUCUACCUGUAGCAGGAGCUUUAAUGUGCAGAAAGUGUUCAUUGAAGGGCGUCUUCUCAAAUCCAUUUUUGACCGUUGCUGGAAACGUAAAGACGGAGGUAGAAUUCAGUUGUCGGUGGCAGGCGGUACGGUUCAAAUCCGUUUCAACCCGAGCUUUAUUGCCUUCUUGUUCACCUCGAUCUGUGCUCUUAUUCAAUCUCUAUCGAUUGAUGGUUUGCAUGACCUUGCAGCAGGGGAUUGUGGGCGAUGUUUGAGGCUACACGCCGUCCUUUUCAUGCUUUCAUGUGCAUGCAGACUUAUUCUCUUUUUCAGCACACACACAGAACCCCACACCCAUGCAUCCUCCUCCUUUGCACAGAUGCUGGCGCACAGGUGGAGGUAGAGCACACUCACACACAUGCACACACACACUCACUUGAUGCACAGCCUCUUCUCCUUUUCCCUGAUUCCCUAAUGGCAGCAUGCUGGGUGUAACUCUACACCCUCACCAUUCUCAUCCCUGCUCUGCUUCAUUCACGUUUUUACUCCUCAGUAUGUCAGUGUUCACAAGAAGAUUUUACUCUCAGCAGAAGACAGAAGACAAAUAUUGUCAGAUACUUGUCUUCAUUCAUGUGCAGAUGUAUGUUGUCAUUGAACCGCUUAUGGUUUGGGCUAAAAAUUUCCCCCUUUAUUCAUUUUGUGUAAUUUUUAGCUGUAGAGUAGCAAAAAUUCUUCUGAUACUUAAAGGGAUAUUGCGGUGUAAAAUUAAUUUAGGGUCAAACACACUGUAACACCGAGUUAGACACUCCCUUGAGAGAUGAAUGUUGCCGACGCUUCCUUCUCUAGCUAUACCAACUUUAGUAACGACCACGCGAUAGCAAUACAGAGAGCCAUGCGCUCAACCAAAACUCCACAAAUAUAGCCACAAAUAAUGCUCAGAACAGCACCUAACUUAAUCAACAGUACAUAUAGGGUCCUAGCCAUAGUACUAGCCACCAAACAUCUUUUUAGUUUUGCCUAAUUUCUUUAGUAAAGAGACUAAACACAACUCACCUACUCUCUUCCAGCAGCCGCUUGUUUGUAGUGAGACCUCAGGCAAGGCCAUUAUGGACUGCUGUGGGGUGACGCAGCUCAAGGAAGAACAUUUAUGAUUAUUACUUUAUCAUUUCCUUGAAGUAAUAAUCACCAUAUUAAUCAUUUUGCACUGCAGACACAGUAGUUCUUCUGCCUUAGCGUCUCAGUCUGAUUGCAUUUCCAUCAGGAAAUGAUCAUAAAUGUUCUUCUUUGAGCUGCGUCACCCCGCUGCAGUCGAUGGACUCGGCUGCUAGAAGAGAGUAGGUGAGUUUUGUUUCGUGUCUUUGCUAAAAAAUUAGGGAAAGUUAAAAAGAUGUUUGGUGGCUAGUGCUGUGGCUGGGACCCUAUAUGUACUGUUGAUGAAGUUAGUUGCUGUUCUGAGCAUUAUUUCUGGCUAUAGAGUGGUGUUUUGGUUGAGUGUGUGACUCUUUGUAUUGUUAUUGUGUGGUCGUUACUAAAGUUGGUAUAACUAGAGAAGUAAGCAGUCGGUGACAUUCAUCUCUCUAUUGGCUGUCUAACUCGGUGUUAUGGUGUGUUUGACCCUAACUUAAUUUUACACCGGAAUAUCCCUUUAAUACAACACCAUUAAAAAUAAUUGGAAAAACCUAAGCAUCAUCUGUAUUUAGCCUGCUAUUGCUGUACUCAGUGUAACUGCUGUGUUUAGCCUAUUUAUAGUUGGUUUUGGCCUUACUAAUGCCAAUAGCUAGCUGUUGUGCUAAGCCUAGCAGCUGCAAUAUUUCAUUUAGCUGCUGUUAUAUUUAACUGGCUAAUGCUGCUGUAUUGAGCCUAGCUUUUAACUGUUUUAACCCUACCAGUGUUAACAUAAAAAGGAGCUACUUUGUGACUUUGUUUUCAACUCCUAAACUGGAGCACAGUCAGCUGGUGGGUUGGACAUGGGGUUUUAUCCCGAGGUAAAGAAAAUGGAUGAUUAAACAAGCUUCUGCUGUACAUGGUGCUACCUCCCUGCCUCAAACAACCAAGAAGACAUCCCAGCUCAGUGCUUUUUUUGUUCGUCUUGUGCAACAUUUUAUCAUGUGAGAACAUGCCUUAGUUUAUUAGUUUCCAGUAUCCAAAAGGCUUGUAAUGUCAUACAUUGACCACAUUCUCCACCCAAACCACAUCAGCUAGCAUCAACCCACAUUAGCUCUGCACAGACUUGGUCUAAUAGAUAUGAAUGUGUGUUUCUUUGGUGCAGGGGGCCAUAUGAAUGGGAUUUCUCAGCACUACAUGCAAACUUGCUUUUUCCAUUCAUAAAAAUGCUGUGUCAUUCUUUCCUAACCUGGAUUGGCUGCAUGUAUACGGACGCCAAAGUGGGAAAGAGCAGUGUGCAACAGUUUCCCCAUUACCCUUUAUGCUCGUCAGUGCAGUCUGUGGAUGCACUUUGUGCUCAGCGGCAUGCCAAGAAAUCAAACACAGACAUUAUUUAAAAGUGGAGUUUCCCAGUAGUCAGCUCCCUUGGCAACCACAUAGCGGCAUGUGUAAUCAGCCUUUUACUUCUGCAUUAUCAUCAAAACAACUGGUCUGACACUUGGACUCAUGUUGUGAGAAAGUGAGCUGUAAUGAGCCUAAUAGGGUGUUACAAAUGUUUGAAGAGUUGACCUCAGAUUUGAUAAGAGACUGGCUUCCUAAUGGGACUCCUUUUUUUUGUUCUCCUCGUUUCUAAAUGACCAUCUCCUCACUUAAUGAGUUACAAAAUUCCACGCUUGAGGAUAACAAGCUCUAAACGGACUAUUAAAUAAUGCCCGUUUUAUUUUUAGUCUCCAAAGUCAGCUCAACAAGCAUUCAGUUGUACCGCUUAUCUCCAAAGCCGCAGAGCGUCGUGUUCACUCCUCUGCUCACUCUGCUCUCCGAGCGUCUUUUGAUGUUUCCCAGGUGGUGAAUGGUGCUGAAUUUUCCUCGCAUUGCCAUACAUUGCACAGGAGCAUGCUGUUUUUCUGUGUGUGCUGCCUCUUAUCUACCCCCACAAUUGUCCCCAUUAAUAAGAUUAACUGGAGACAUUCAGGAAAUUAGCUGCAGUUGGCUGAUUUGUUCUUUAGGGGAAAAUGGUGUUCGACAUAAGUGGUGAAAUUUACAUCUGGCUUGUAUAGACUGUUAACGUCUGGCUUUAGUUUUACUCAGCACAACCCCAUGCUUUCAGGGCUUCGUUUUCUGCGCCCUAACAAUAGAUAACAAUCUGAAAGGGGUUUAUUUUUAGAAGAUCCAACCCAGACUUGAUUUACUUGAAUAACGUAAGCCACAGCAAGAAACUUGAAGUUCCAUAAAAUCGAAUAAUUUUGAUUUUAAAUGAGGCAGGACGAGUGGAGGAGUACAUGGCACGCUACUGCUGGAAAAGAGGUUUUUGUUUCUAAAUGAUGAGGCUUUUUAAAAAUCUUACCUCCUACAGAACAUCAGUGUGGGGCAGCUUCGGUAUAUUAAAGCUGGUGUAAUCAAGAGCUUUGUUGUUGUCUGGGGAGCAUCUGAAACCACUUGUUGAACAUUAAAAUUGGUGAGAUUGCAGCUUUAGUUUUCAGACAUCGUCUGAGUUACACAAACAUGGUGCAUCUGAGGUUUGUAGGAUUUGACCUUCUGUCUCAAUCUCUCGUGGUUUUUGGCUGUAAAGAAAGAAUAAACUGCAAAAACUUGCGUGGGAUCCGCUGUGUUUGUGAGAAUUUCUCAAAAUAUCAACUUCAAGGAAAUAUAAACCACAUUAAACGUAUCGAGGUCUUAAUUCAAAGUAUAACAAACCACAAAAAAGAACCUUAUUGGAACUUUUCCAUGUCAGUACUCCACGUUUACAUAGGCAGAAUUUUAAAUCCGAUUAAAAAUUUGAGGGAUCGGAUAAUCUGAAUCCACUGUUUGAAUGGGUGCAAAAUUAACUAAUCCGAUCAUGAUGUGCGUAUACAUGCGCCAAGUUUUAUUCAGAUUAGAAGCAUUUGGACAUAUGCAGAGUUGUCUGAUUUCGCUAAAACAACUGCAAUUAUGUUGUAUUUAUGCCUGUGCUGUCAACAAACCAACAAACGCGGUAGUGGCUCACUCACUUGUUCGAAUUCAGGAUUUUUCUCCUGUUAAAUGUUGUCACUGCAUGGCGCCCUUGUGUACUUAUUUUACUGUUCUGUCAAAGGGUUCACUGUGCGUGCCGAUGUGACAUCAUUACACUGUAUGCACGCCUUGUUAUACUAUCGGA